AUGCAAGUCCAAUCUUUAUUGACUGUUUCGGCUUUGGCAGCUAUCGUUUCUGCCGCUUUUGAAAAUGUCACUGUUACCACCGAAGUCACCGUUACUGGUUAUACUACUUAUUGUCCCGAACCAACGACAAUCACCUUGACUGUUUGUGACGCUAAAGAGUGCACAGCAAGCGAACUUGUAGUAGACGAACCAAAAACAAUCACAGUCACUGAGGAGUGUAUUGUACCAGUUUCAUACACUACCGAAGAGUACACUGUUACUGAAACCGUGACUUGCCAAAAAUGUGCUGAAGCUACUCAAGAAGCUGCAGAGGCUUCAAAAGCUCCAGAGGCUCCAAAGGCUCCAGAAGAACCUGCUAGUGUUGCUCCAGCUGCAGAAGAACCUGCUAGUGCUGCUCCAGCUGCAGAAGAACCUGCUAUUGUUGCUCCAGCUGCAGAAGAACCUGCUAGUGUUGCUCCAAUUGAACAAGCUCUGUCAAACUCCACUGUCAAUGGUGAAGUCACCCCAUUCGAAAGUUCAGGUGUCAAGAAUGCUAUUGGUUUAGCCGGUGCAUUGUUUGCAAUUGCUGUUGCCUUGUUAUAA
Messenger RNA from Lodderomyces oxycetoniae, 582 nucleotides. It is a transcript of the gene PGA26, whose product is annotated as Pga26p. The transcript has a single exon. NCBI's taxonomy places the organism in Eukaryota, Fungi, Ascomycota, Pichiomycetes, Serinales, Debaryomycetaceae. The record is from RefSeq and is a predicted model, not a curated record. The coding region runs from base 1 to 582 and encodes 193 amino acids.